Messenger RNA from Penicillium malachiteum, 1299 nucleotides. RefSeq names its product tRNA(Phe) (4-demethylwyosine(37)-C(7)) aminocarboxypropyltransferase. Lineage: Eukaryota; Fungi; Ascomycota; Eurotiomycetes; Eurotiales; Aspergillaceae. Bases 1 to 1299 code for a protein of 432 amino acids. The record is from RefSeq and is a predicted model, not a curated record. The transcript has a single exon. Gene Ontology annotation, molecular function: tRNA methyltransferase activity; S-adenosylmethionine-dependent methyltransferase activity. Gene Ontology annotation, cellular component: cytoplasm. Gene Ontology annotation, biological process: wybutosine biosynthetic process; tRNA methylation.
AUGGGCAACGACUUGGAGGAAACAAGCUGCAGAAAGGCAUCACAGAAGCCUCCCCGUCAGCGUAAGAGCGUCAAUGCGUUGCAAGCUGGUAUCCAUGAAUUUCUCGAUAUGCCAGAAUCACAGUCUCUUCUCACAAGUCUUCAAAUACCACUUGAGGCUCUGAGAAAUGCCUUACCAAAACGCUUCACGAUUUAUGAACCACUUGUUCUUCUUCCGGCAAAUGCCUUCACCGCACCCCCAGAUUGGGGCAGACUUUAUGCAGUCUUAUCAUCAAAACAGCGAGAAGCACUUUACUCCGCAAUAGCAAGGGCUUUUACACGACUAGGAGUUACCCAUGUUGCGAUGAAUGCUCCGAUCACGUUGACCAAUACGCAAGGGCUCGACAAUCGAAUGCGCAGUCCUGCUGGUCUGAUCCCAUUAUAUGGCCAUUUUCAAGACCCGAAGUCAGCCCCACCCCCAGGCGACGAAGACGCACAGCCUAGUGCUGAAGAUCUCAAAGCCGCCUUCUGGGUGCAAGCUGUACAAAACCAUGGUAUUAUCCAGACAUGGGCACCCUUGUAUACGAUGUUCUCUCGGGGAAACAUCACAGAGAAAGCACGUAUACUGGGAGAAGGUCCUUCCAAAGACACAUUUCCAGGACUAGAUCGGCCUUCUCUACAAGGGCAAUCGCUUGCAGAUAUCAGUGUCGUUGACAUGUAUGCAGGUAUUGGGUACUUUGUCUUCUCAUAUCUGAAGCGAGGUGUCAAGCGCGUGUGGGGAUGGGAACUGAAUGGUUGGUCAGUUGAGGGUCUCAGACGUGGCUGCGAGGCAAAUAAAUGGGGCUGCAAAGUGGUUCGCAUUCUGAAAAACGGUCAAUUGGAAACGCCAGUUGAAGAACUAGUGCACAAUCUCACAGAUUCUGAUCGGGUGGUUGUGUUCCAUGGAGACAACAGUUUUGCAGCAGAUAUUUUGGGAGAUAUCCAAUCGAGAACGGAGAAGUCAGGGACAUGGAGUCCCGUUCGACACGUCAAUCUAGGGCUUCUCCCCUCAUCCCAACCGUCUUGGGAUAAUGCAUGCCGAGUGCUUGACCCCCAGCGAGGAGGUUGGCUUCAUGUUCACGAAAAUGUCGAUGUGCGAGAGAUAGAGGAGAAAAAAGAAACCAUAUCGUCUGAGCUUGCCAAACUUCGCAAGCAGGUUCAUCGUCAAAAUGGUAUUCUGCAAGAUCCUUGUGUGGGUUGUUGCCACGUGGAGAAUGUCAAGACCUAUGCGCCUGGUGUAAUGCACUGUGUCUUUGAUAUGUCUCUAUCUCACGCUCAUUGA